Molecule: messenger RNA, 4424 nt
Organism: Lecanosticta acicola
Lineage: Eukaryota; Fungi; Ascomycota; Dothideomycetes; Mycosphaerellales; Mycosphaerellaceae
Source: the annotation of a GenBank genome assembly
AUGUUCUCCGGCUCCAAUUCCUUCCUCGGCGGCGGCAACACUGCCCGCGCAGGCCCGUCGCCGUAUGGACAACAGCAGCAGCAGUUCGGCCAACAACCCCAGCAGCCUCAGUAUGGCCAGCAACAGCAGACUGGAUUCGGCCAACCACCGCUCCAGCAGCAGUAUACCGGCUUUCCUCAAGGCGGAAUGCCACCGCAGGCGACGGGAUACCCUCAGCAACCGUCGCAACCACAAUUCCAGCAGCAGCCGCAGUACUCCGGCUUCCAACAGCCUCAGCCGACCGGUCUCCCACCCCAACCGACAGGCUUUCAGCAGCCUCUGCCUCAACCGCCACAACCGCAGUUCCAAGUUCAGCAACCGACGGGCUUUCAACCGCAGCAGCAGAAUGUGCAGCAGCAAGCGCCUCCUCCGCCGGUCCAGCGCCCGCAGCCAACCGGCAUGACCAGCAACGAUAUGGCCAACUCCUUCCGAAGCGCCGCUCCUCAACCUCAGCAAUCCGCACCAGCAGCCAAGUCUGGCAGCAGAAUCCCCAACAUGCGACUGAGCUUCAUCACGGCGCAAGACCAGGCCAAAUUUGAGCAGCUGUUCAAGAGCGCGACAGGAGGCGAGCAGGCGUUGAGCGGGGAGAAGGCAAAAGAUUUGCUACUGAGAAGUAAACUGGAUGGAAAUAGCUUGGCUCAAAUAUGGACGCUCUCAGAUACCACAAAGUCGGGGCAAUUGCUGUUCCCAGAGUUUGCAUUGGCCAUGUACCUAUGCAAUUUGAAGCUCACUGGUAAGGACAUGCCCGCUUCUUUGCCAGAGAAGAUUCGCAACGAGGUCUCUAGUAUGGUGGACAUCAUUUCGUUUGGUGUCGAGGACAACCCUCCGGCGCCAACCCCCAGCAGCAAUGCGCCGAACUUCAAUGAGCCACCUAGGAUUCAACAGCCUCAGGCGCAGAACCCGAACAAUCAGCAACUCUUGAGUGCGCUCACUGCUCAGCCUACCGGCUUUCAAGUGCCACAAGCGACCGGGUUCCAGCAGCCUCAGCAGACUGGCUUUCAACAACCUCAACAGACAGGUCUCCAGCCACAGCCUACAGGCUUCGCAGGCGGUAUGCCACAAGCCCAAGGCUAUACAGGACCACGUCCGCCAAUGCCUCCGAUGCCGACUGGGUUUGGGCAGAACCAAUCUCAACAGUACGGCCUUUCACCGCAGCAGACCGGCUUUGGAGGACUCGCGGCAGCUCCGUUGAAUGCACAGCCAACCGGAAGACCGGGCCAGUGGGGGCUGGUGAACGCACCAGCAAGCGGCUUGCCCAAUCUGCAGGCUCUGCAGCAACAAAUGAUGCCGCAACCAGGCAGAGAGUCCGGAUUCAGUGCGCAGGGUCUGCAAGGCAAUGCAACUGUGCCAUGGGCUGUGACCAAGGAUGAGAAGAAAAUCUACGAUGACAUGUUCAAGGCAUGGGACGGGUUUGGAAAAGGAUACAUCUCAGGCAAUCAAGCAAUUGAGAUCUUCAGUCAAUCCGGUCUCGACAAGUCGGACCUUGAAAGGAUAUGGACCCUCAGUGAUCCGCACAACAAAGGACGUCUCAAUCUGGACGAAUUUGCUGUUUCCAUGCAUUUGAUCUAUCGACGACUGAACGGAUACCCAGUUCCGAACCAGCUUCCUCCCGAGCUCAUUCCUCCCUCAACGCGAAAUCUCGAUUCCAGUAUUGGCACGAUGAAGAACCUGCUCAGUCAAGACGCGCAGACGAGGAGAUCGACAGGUGCUUUCUUGCAACCGCAGAGAACCGGUGUGAGCUACCUCAAGUCUCGAUCGUUGCAUGCCAAUGGCUCGCCUGAUGCGGGACGAAAGGAUGCAACCGUAUUCAAGAACAAUGAUGACGAUGUUGGCUACCGAUCUUCUGCUAGGCGCAGGAUGGGCGAGCGCGGUAGAGACGCGUCUCCGGCACUCAGUGACAGCAGCAGUAUGACGGCUGACGACAUGAGUAUCGACCAGCUUAAGAAGACCAUCCGCGAGAAGCAAGUUCUGCUAGACGCGAUGGACUUUGAAGACGAGGGCAAGGCCGAUGAAGAGGAUGCAUUGGACCGAAAGGACAGGAAGGAGGCUGAGGAGCUGUUCCGGCGCAUCCGAAGAAUCCAAGAAGACAUUGAUAGCCAUCCUAACAGCGCCUUUAAGACUGGUGACUCGGACGCGGAGCGACGAACGCUUCAGAGGCAGUUGCGUGGCUUGCAAGAUCAGUUGCCCGAGCUUGCGAGUCAUGUGCGAAAAUGCGAGCGUGCAAUCGCGGAUGCUCAGCUGGAGGUUUUCAGACUGAAAGACGCAAAAGCGCAUCCCAGCUCCGCGCCUCCCAUUGUGGGCACUGGACCUGGCGGUGAGGUCACCGAGGCUGAUCGACGAAGAGCCAAGGCCAAGGCGAUGAUGCAACAGCGUUCUGCUCAACUCUCCGGGAAGAAGAUUGACACUGGCGACGACGGUACGGCAGCAGCCCAGAGACUGGAAGAGGAGAGCAAGCGAGUCACGCGAGAACGCGAGGACAAUGAAACGAUGGUUCGCGGUGUCGAAGAGAGCGUGACCGAGUACAGCAAAGGUCUCGAAUCUAGUCUCAAGGAAGGCGCCGAGUCAGCAUCUGAUGAGCAUGAGCGGCGACGAUGGGUGGACGGGCUUGGUGUGGAGGACGAGGUCAAGGACUUCAUCUUCGACCUGCAGCGGAGCUCUCGUGCUGCCCGUGUUCGCCACGAGGACAAGGCACCAGUUCGUCCUAAGGCUGCCGAGCCUGCCGAGGAUACCAACCGAACGAGCACACCGACGUCGCGUACUGACAGUCCAGCUUUGAGCAGAGCACCUGCUUCGACACCCCAGACCUCCGGCUCUUCGUAUUCCAGCUACAGGACCGCUGAAGAGCGCGCGGCCUUCAUCAAGCAGCAAGCCGAACAGCGCAUGGCAGAGCGUCUUGCGGCCCUUGGUCUUAAGGCUCCCAGCAGGGGAGAGACUGCAGCGCAACGAGCAGAGCGCGAGCGCAAGGAACGCGAGGAUAGACUCAAACAGGCAGAGGCAGAGGACGCUCGCCGUGAACAAGAAAGACAGGCCAGGCUGCAAGGCGAGUCAGUUGCACCACCUGCUCCGGCUGCUCCUGCUGGCAAACCGAAACCACCUCCGCCUGCGCCGCGGAAGAAUCGCAGCGAGAGCCUGCAGAGUCAAGACGAGGCCAAGCGCGCCGAACACGACAUCAAGGAACAGGCGCUCAAGGAACAGGAAGCUGCGCUUGCGAAGGAGACGAGUGCGAUGGAGUAUGUAUCUCUAUCGUUUGGAUGCUGUGAAACGGAUACUGACAGAUCGACAGGGAUGAGGAGGCUCGUCAGGAACGCGAGCUCCAACAACAACGCGAAGACCAGGAAGCCUCACUACGCGCUCUUGAGGAGCAAGUUAAGGCUGGUAAGGUCAAGAAGGCCGAGGAAAAGAAGAAGAGGGAAGCAGCCAAGAAAGAGGCUCAAGAGAAGGAGUCUCGAUUAGCUGCGCAGCGAGCAGAAAUCGAGGCUGCGAAAGAACGCGAGCGACAGCUUCGCCUGCAACUCGAGAACAUGGACGACGACGAUUCAAGUGACGAGGAUGAAGGACCUAGGCAAAUCACGCCGACCGAGAGCACGCCCGCCGAGAGCAUGGAAUUGCCUCAAUCGCGAGACGCUCCAGUUGCACCGCCGCCUGCUCCUCCAAUUCCGACUGUCAUAUCGCCGCCACCUCCUCCACCGAUGCCCGAGAGCGUAACAAGCCCAUCAGCAAACGUCUCCAGCCCGCCUGCGGAGUCGAAGAAUCCAUUCUUCCGCAGCAUGAGUCAAGCACCGUCCGCAGCAGGAACGCCAGGCGCCAUCUCGCCUGAAGCCGAGAAGAAGAUUGACAGGAAUCCCUUCCACAACCUGACGCAGCAAGAGAAGCAGACACUGCCUGAUCCAACGCAACCUCCCGCACGCAUCCGCAGCCCGUCGAAGCCUGCUGACGAAGAUGAUUGGUCUGUCGUUGAAUCUUCGGAUGAUGAGGAUGACGAGGACAAGCCAACUGGUGGCAGUGCGAAGCAACUCGCAUCGAUUCUGUUUGGCACCAUGGGUCCUCCUCGACCACUAUCUGCCAUGGACAGUCCAGCUGCAGCUUCAGGACCCAACUCUCCUGCUCCAGGAAAAGACCGCAUGGCCUCGCCACCUCCCGCUCCGCCUAUGCCCUCGGGAGUAGCUCCUCCGCCCCCACCACCUCCCAUGCCGGGUAACUCUGCUCCGCCUGCGCCCCCACCGCCGCCGCCUGCGCCUAGUGGAGGUGAUCUGCCUGCCGGGCCGCCUGUGGGAGGAAUGCCAGAUCGCAGUGGACUGCUGGAACAGAUCCAGCUGGGUAAGGGAUUGAAGAAGGUACAGACUAAAGAUCGCAGUCAGGCUGGCGUUGCUGGGCGUGUGCUUUAA